Messenger RNA from Lindgomyces ingoldianus, 3299 nucleotides. RefSeq lists its product as uncharacterized. Bases 244 to 3201 code for a protein of 985 amino acids. Gene Ontology annotation, molecular function: protein binding. The record is from RefSeq and is a predicted model, not a curated record. The transcript has 2 exons. Lineage: Eukaryota; Fungi; Ascomycota; Dothideomycetes; Pleosporales; Lindgomycetaceae.
CGCUGUCCUUGCUGCAACCCGCUACGACAGCCUCUUCUCCUUGGCCACACACCCUCCACACCACCCUCAUCCGCAUCAGAGUGCAAGUAACUCGUUAAUAUAGGUCGCUGGACCCGUCUUGUGUAGGCGUCGCCUGCUCUGCUUUCGUCGUUCGCGCAUCUGGCGUCAUGCGAUCCAAAGCACGAAGAGCUUGAGCCAACCCACUACUCGAACUCUACUUCAUCUCAUUGCGACGGGCGUAUUAUGACAGACAUCUCGUCGGUCAAGGCGCAUGCUGAUCCUCAGCCGGCUUCCGUCGCCUUCUACGGUGGUCCUCCACCUCCCGCCUUCGCCAACGGCUCUCCUGCUCUCGACGGCACCAUCGACGAAGAAGAGUCGUCGACCAUUAAGUGCAUCUGUGGCUUCUCCGAAGACGAUGGUAAUACAGUCCUGUGCGAGAAAUGCGAUACCUGGCAACACAUCGUCUGCUACUACGAGUCCACGCACCACGUUCCAGACGUUCACGAAUGCAGUGACUGUUACCCGAGGCCCAUCGACUCGAAAGGUGCUGCCGAGAAACAGAGACAACGACGGGAGCUACACAACACUGGUGAACGGAAGGGCAAGCCGAAGACAACUACGAAGAGCCACAAGAAGAGGGUGAAGGAUCCUCUGGGCUCGGUCCAACCCAACGGUUGGGCCGUUCAUUCGAACAAUGAACUUCAUUACAGCUCUGAACGGAAAAGCGGAAGCCCCCGAGAUCAGCCUCCACCAUACAAGCGACCGAAGACCAGCCAUCGGACCUCUGGAUCCGUCAGUACAAUCAGCCAGCCUCCCGCGUUGGCUCCAGGAUCUCGCAAGCGUGCCAGCUCAACCAUGUACAACGGACAAAGCCCAGCUAAAUCUCCCUCUAGUCCUGACGGCCCUUCAGCUGACGACUACUCACCGGAGUUUUUAAACCUCUAUCGCCAGCCGGAGCCUCCGCCUACCGAUUCCAAUUCUUUCACCGACAUCCGUGUUGCUAAUGAUAUAUCGUCUUGGCUCAAAGAUCGUAACGCUCUUUCUGAGUCCACAGGGGGAAUGGAACCGGCCCAAGUUUUCCAGCGAAUCGACAAGACAAUAGAAGAAUUCGAAUCUCUGGCGCCAACUAUAGUUAAACAGACAGACGAGGACAACAACAUAACUGUAAAUGGGCUCCACCCCCAAUGGCAAUACCUUGUUGUCGAGAACUUUGUACCGAAUGGUGGGUACAUUGGCGAACUGAAAGGUCGAAUUGGAAGAAGAGAAGAUUACUUCUCAGACCCCUCGAAUCGAUGGGAUCUCCUACGGCAUCCUGAACCAUUCGUUUUCUUCCCUCCCCACCUCCCUAUAUACAUCGACACUCGGCGCGAAGGAACAAUUCUACGUUAUACAAGGAGAAGCUGCAGUCCUAACAUGACAAUGAAGAUUUUGACACAGGGUGCAGAGAGCGGUUUUCAUUUCUGCUUCAUUGCACAGGAUGAUAUCCAGCCAGGCGAUGAGCUUACUGUAGGCUGGGAAAUCGACUCUGAGAUCCGACAGCGGCUCAACAACGCCGUCACUAACGGUGAUAUUCGGAAGGAAGGCUUCAAGAAGAUUGAGCCCUGGGUGGCAGGCGUUCUUGCCAACUUCGGUAUAUGCGCUUGCAACCCAGAGCUAAAGGGUCGCGAAUGCCUCCUCGACCGUGCUCGACGCCCUAACAGCUUCUAUGCAGAGCCCUUACAGCCUCUGAAGUCGACCAAAGCAAAGAGAACGAAGAAAUCGCAGAUAUCUCCACUCAGCACAGGACAUGCGACCAACAGCCGCGCCGGCAGCGAAGCCUACAAUCGCGACUGUUUGGAGGAUGAGAACAUGGAUAGUCGUUCGACAUCUGGCUCGCAUAGUAAGCCAGGUAGUCGCGAUAUUACGCCUAUGACUCAUUUCUCAGUAGAUGGAGACCUAAGGAUGUCGGAUCGUGAAAGGCGAAAAAUACAACAACAGGAGAGAUUAUUCGAGCAGCUGGAGUACGAUGAGCAACAUAAAGGCAGAAGGCUAAAGAGGAAUAGCGGCGGCUCCACGCUUAAUACCCCCGGCUUCUCAUCCUCAAAACAGCUCGGCCACUCAGAACACUCCCCGUCUGCCCGGAACCCUCGCGAGCACAGCCACGGGGUGGCACGCAAAACGUCUGGAAAUUCGACUAAGAUGAAUGGCUUUAAGACUCCGAAGUCGAAACCUGUUUAUGUCGACACCUGGACGCAAACGGAAGACACGGAUAGCACGGACGCACCUACGCCUGUACCGCCUCUGAUGCAUACUAGGGUGGGACCAAGGUCGCUCGGCUCACUUAGGUGGGGUGUCCUUCAACGAGCUCAAGAAACCAGGCUGCAACGGGAGCGAAUUCGAUCUGCGUCUGUGAAGUCUGAAGCCAAAUCACCCGCUCUCAGGGAUGUUUCUCCAAGCCAACCUUCACCUAUAGCACCACCGGAUUCGCUUGACGACUCUUCUGCAAUGGACGUUUCCGCGGACCAGACAGCCGAACAAUUAGUAAAGGAUCCACCUCCGGCUCCAGCGGAUGAUGUAGAGAUGAAGGACGCCGAUGAAGCCACCGCUCUCAGGCCGACAUCCCCCAAGGCCGAAGAAAUGCCCGACGCCCCGAAUCCUGAGCCUUCACUGGGAACCUCCCAUCCUCCCAUCCAGCCUCCUGCACCACCGUGGGAUGCUGCAGCUCCUACCGCACUAUCCGCCCAGCUUCCAGCAGUGACAACGACGAUAUCAUCACCUCAAAAACCCGUCGAUCUCCAUUUACAACUUCCCCAAACGACUGACCUAGCCCAUCCACCUUGCAAUAAUUCUGCGGUUACCCCCGGAUCCGUCUCAAGUAUCACCGGCGCUGUAGUCGCCCAAUCCCCAAUCAGCGUCGGCCCACACCCAUCACCUUUCUCGCCUUCGGUCACAAACGCGGUGAAUCCAGGUCCCGCACGCAAGAAACUCAGUCUCAGUGACUAUACAAGUAGGAGAGCAAAGUUGGCGCAGACACAAACACACCCCACUGUUGGAAACAGUACCAGUCCGAAUCCUGCUCUCCCACCCACACAGUCAACAAGCUCACCUACACUGUCUAAUUCGAGCCUGCCGAAUCAAACGAGCCCUCCUGCAAAACUGGCCGAGCCUAGUCCACUACUCGUAGUGACCGAAGAACCAAAGCCAAUGCAGCCGAUAAAUUGAGAGGAUCUUCUUUCUCUGCUCCUUCGGACAUUCCUCUUUGUUCACGAAACGGGUGCUUUAAGCGCUGGCCGCGGCGACGCGACCUUUUAGAUGAUGGC